AUGGGAUGCACCCUAAUGGCCACCACUUCCAUUCUUCUCUGUACGGGCUUAGCGGCAGUUCUCAGCAGUACGUACAGCAUAAAAAAGCCUUUAAACGACGCCGUUUACGGGGCCCACGGCGAAUUCAUGUUAGCCCUUAAAUACGUGACUUUGCUCACACUAUUCCUCUUCUCCUUCUUCUGCCAUUCCCUCUCCAUCAGAUUCAUAAACCAGGUUAAUAUUCUGAUCAACAUUCCCGCCGGCGCCACCGCCGUCACUCCCGAUUACAUCUCCGAUCUCCUCGACAAAGGCUUCCUUCUCAACACCGUCGGAAACCGCCUCUUCUACGGCGCCCUGCCGUUGCUUCUCUGGAUUUUUGGCCCUGUUUUGGUCUUCGUUUGCUCUGUUUCCAUGGUGCCUGUGCUUUACAAUCUCGACAUCGUUUGCUACGCCGCCGCCGCCGGGAAACGGAAUACGCUCGCCGCCGGUGAAGCUAACGGUGAUCUCAAUAAUGUUUAG
Cucurbita pepo subsp. pepo (vegetable marrow) is the source of this 498-nucleotide messenger RNA. The record is from RefSeq and is a predicted model, not a curated record. Lineage: Eukaryota; Viridiplantae; Streptophyta; Magnoliopsida; Cucurbitales; Cucurbitaceae.